AUGAAGAGUUCCAAUAACUCUGUGGGGCUCUUACCUGCUACAUUCAUUUUGGUUGGCAUCCCGGGGCUGGAGUCAGAGCACAUCUGGAUAUCCAUCCCCUUCUGCCUGAUGUACAUCAUCAUCUUCCUUGGGAAUGGGACAGUUCUUCAUGUCAUCAGAACAGAUGCUGCCCUCCACCAGCCCAUGUAUCUUUUUCUUGCUAUGCUGGCCUUGGCUGAGGUUGGCGUCUCGGUCUCCACCCUGCCUACAGUGCUGGGUAUGUUCCUUUUUGAUAUUUCUGAGAUUACUUUCGAAGCAUGCCUUCUCCAGAUGUUUUGCAUCCACUCUUUCUCCAUUAUGGAGUCAGCUGUGUUGCUGGCCAUGUCUGUGGACCGCUUUGUGGCCAUCUACAGCCCACUACAUUAUACCACUAUCCUGACACUGCCCCGUAUCUUCAGCACAGGAACAGUCAUUGGGUUGAAAAGCAUUGUGCUCAUGGCCCCAUUGCCUAUACUGUUGCGGAGACUGCCCUUCUGUGGCCAUAAUGCCCUCUCUCAUUCCUACUGUCUCCAUCCCAACCUUAUCCAUCUACCUUGUGGUGACAUUUCUAUCAACAAUAUCUAUGGGCUGUUCAUUGUUACCUCCACUUUUGGACUGGAUUCACUGCUCAUUGUGGUUUCCUAUGGGCUUAUACUCCACACUGUACUGGGCAUUGCCGUUGGAGAGGGGCGCAAAAAGGCACUCAACACAUGUGGCUCACAUGUCUGUGCUGUGCUUGCUUACUACGUACCCAUGAUUGGCUUGUCUAUGGUACAUCGCUUUGGACACCAUGUAUCUCCUCUGCUGCAAACCAUGAUGGCCAAUGCCUAUCUCUUCUUCCCCCCUGUCGUCAACCCCAUUGUCUAUAGCAUUAAGACCAAGGAGAUCCACCGUGCUAUAGUCCAAAUGCUGUCAGAGAAGAGGCUCAGAGCUUAG
Messenger RNA from Nannospalax galili (Upper Galilee mountains blind mole rat), 954 nucleotides. Its product is annotated as olfactory receptor 51J1-like. The record is from RefSeq and is a predicted model, not a curated record. Gene Ontology annotation, biological process: G protein-coupled receptor signaling pathway. Gene Ontology annotation, cellular component: membrane. Gene Ontology annotation, molecular function: olfactory receptor activity; G protein-coupled receptor activity. The transcript has a single exon. Bases 1 to 954 code for a protein of 317 amino acids. Lineage: Eukaryota; Metazoa; Chordata; Mammalia; Rodentia; Spalacidae.